AUGCCAUCGGUAUUGAGCGACGAUGACAAGGAGACUGUCAAGCGCUUCGUCCCCAAACAGACAAACAAGAUCCAGGCCGUAGCUGUUGCCAGGCUAUACGUUGCGUACCCUAACCCCGGAAGAUGGACCAACACCGGGAUCCAGGGCGCCAUCGUCCUGUCGAAUGACCUCGUGGGCAACACAUACUGGCUCAAGAUGGUGGACAUCUCGUCUGGAAACCGUGGUGUCAUCUGGGAUCAGGAGAUAUACGACACGUGGAGCUACAACCAAGACCGCACUUACUUUCACAGCUUCGAAAUCGAAGAGAGGAGCGCAUUCAGACAGUUCGCGAGUGCCACCCCCUCCGCCUGCCCCAAGGCGCGGCGCUGCGCCUGCUCCUCCACCCGCUAG
Colletotrichum higginsianum IMI 349063 is the source of this 390-nucleotide messenger RNA. Its product is annotated as Actin associated protein Wsp1. The record is from RefSeq and is a predicted model, not a curated record. NCBI's taxonomy places the organism in Eukaryota, Fungi, Ascomycota, Sordariomycetes, Glomerellales, Glomerellaceae. The transcript has 3 exons. The coding region runs from base 1 to 390 and encodes 129 amino acids.